Messenger RNA from Drosophila elegans, 1817 nucleotides. RefSeq names its product SH3 domain-containing protein Dlish (gene Dlish). NCBI's taxonomy places the organism in Eukaryota, Metazoa, Arthropoda, Insecta, Diptera, Drosophilidae. Gene Ontology annotation, molecular function: protein binding. The record is from RefSeq and is a predicted model, not a curated record. The transcript is spliced from 3 exons. Bases 416 to 1483 code for a protein of 355 amino acids.
UAAUCAAGUAACUCAGUUCAAUCACCCAUUUUUUUAUGCUCCAACCAUGGAGUCCAAUACACGUAUUAUGAAGGUGAACGGCAGCCCGGGUUCAGUGCACCCAAAUCGAAGGCUGGAUACAAAAGCAGUUAACGCUUUAAAACAUAUUUGCAUGCUUGAGAGAGCAGCGCCAGCACGUACCCAAAAUACGCAACUAGGUUUUUAAUUUUGGCGCCUCAUUAAUCGAUAAUCGAUUAGCGGUUGAUCGAGAGAAAUAAAUAUCGCUUGUUUACCAUCUCUAGCAGAAGAGAAGAUCGCGAAGAAGAAGAACAUUAAGAUCGGACACAAACAAUAAAGAAAUUAAACAAUUUGCCGUAACUUAACUGUUUUCCUCGGUUUAAGGGAGUCUAGCUGAAAAGAGGCAAGAGGAAAAGAGAUGGCUUUCCUUUGCCCCGUGCGCAUGCGGCGCGACAAAAAGAAAGCCACAAAUGCCAGCAUUGAAAGGGAUUUGCCAGUUGUGGGAGGACUAGGCAUGGGCCGUAUAACAGGUUCCUCCAGCAUUGAAACUCUGGUGCGGGUGGGCAUCGAAAAGGAACACGGGCUAAGUCCCGACUCCAAAAUGGUUGUGCUGCAUGACUUCACUCCCUGCGUUGAUGAUGAACUGGAGGUGAAGCGGGGCCAGCUGGUCAACAUCCUGUACAGGGAAAACGACUGGGUCUAUGUGAUUGGCCAGGACUCGCGACAGGAGGGUUUCAUACCCUUCUCUUAUUGUGCUCCCUGCAACACCCAGUUGGCGGAUUUGGCUGUCAAAAAGAAACUGCCAAGGGAUCAGUGUCCUGAGCAGCCAAUCGACGAGAAUCUGCCACUCCUGGGCGCGGAAAACAAACUGGAUGUGCUCUGCGAUGAAACUUUAAAUCCCGGUUCAGCCAAGAGUAUGGAGAACAUUCUGCUGGUGGAACCAGAGUGCACACCCUUCGUCAAAGAACCCUCCGGACGUUGCAUCGUUUUGUACACCUUUAUAGCCCGUGAUGAGAAUGAUUUGUCCGUGGAACGGGGCGAAUUUGUGACCGUGCUGAAUCGCGAGGAUCCUGAUUGGUUUUGGAUCAUGCGCAGCGAUGGCCAGGAGGGAUUCGUGCCGGCCAGCUUUAUUUAUCCGGCAGACAGCGUGCGAGUUUUGCAGCAGCAGAAAGCCACUCUGAAUGCCAUGGAGACCAUUCUGCAGCAGGGCCAGCCAGGUCAGCAGAGCCAACAGCAACAGCAGCAGCAACUGGGAUUGGGUACGGAUGAUCUGCGCUACCAUGGCACGGAGCUGGUGAUGCUGUACGAUUACAAAGCGCAGGCUCCAGAUGAUCUAUACCUUUCCGUUCGGCGAGGAGACUGGAUUUACGCCGAUCUGACCAAUCAGACUGUUGACGGCUGGCUUUGGGCUUAUGCACCCAAAACCCGCAAAUACGGAUUUAUUCCGAAAGCCUACGCCAGACCGCCUGCCAUGACAAGUCUCUGAAAUUUUGAUUCACUUACAUUAUUAUUAUAGGUUUUACUUUACACUUACGAAUAUUGUUUUUAAGUCAUCUAUCCAUACAAUACCAUCAUAUCACAUAUGAUUUUGAUUGGAUAAUAAAUUGUGCCUUAGAUUUAUUUUGUAUGUGAGCUUGCAUAACACUUUGUAUACACUUAAUCUAAUUAAUUCAUCCUUAACUGUAGUUUGCCCAUAAGCGAAUAUCAAAAAUAUUUACUAUUGUAUUCCAUUCAGAACCAGCUUGGGCAGCACUUGCUAGCAUCUAGGUCUAUAUAUGAAUACUAAAGCACUGACGGGGCGUCGAGCCCCUCGAUAUGCA